CAGCCGAAUACAUGAACUUCUUGCUCGAUAAAUCUUGUCACGCCGGCUUAGGUUACUGGGAGGGUCAACCUACAAAAGUCAGCCUCGCUAAUUGCCCAGCAAGGGGACCAACUCACGAGAUCGGCCACGCAUUGGGGAUAGAACACGAACAGUCCCGAAGUGACAGGGACGAAAACAUCAUUGUUUUCAUGGCUAACGUUAAGCCAGAAUCUGCAAGUAAUUAUGAUAAAGAACCGACCAUCAACUUCAACGUCCCUUAUGACUACUACUCUCUUAUGCACUACCGUGAACGGAGUUUUGGCAUAGACGGCAAACGCGCGAUGCUUGCUAAAGAUGCUCGUUUCCAAACGCGCAUGGGAAAGGGCACUAAAAUUACACACUGGAACGCCAAGCUCAUGAACACCAUGUACGGCUGCAUAGACGAUUGGUUGAAGGCCUGCAAGAAAGAGUCUGAACCCUGCAAGAACGGCGGCUACACGCAGAAGGACUGCAGCUGCGCGUGUCCUCUUGGCACGACUGGCGACAAGUGUGAGAAUCUCGUCUUGAGCUAUAGAGAUGCUCUGAUAAAGCAGCUCUCCCCGUACACUUCCGUCAUCUCAACCUCUGGUGCAGUGGUCGUCUCUCCUGGCUACCCCGACAAAGGGCCAUCGACCGAAACGCAGUACACACAGGUUUUCCGUGCCACGGAGUGCCAGCGAGCGGUGGUGAAGUUCGACGACUUCGGAAUCCAGCCGCGCAAUUCUAGCAAUAAUCUCUGCGGUUCCAGCUUCCUGGAGAUCCGCUCCGACGUCUCCGUGCCGGAGGGGAAAAUAUUUUGUGGUGAAGAAAUCAAGAAAGGAACAGCAUUCGAAAGUGAUAAGUCAGUGCUCAUCCUUCAUUACACGAACGGAGACUACACUAAACAUGGCAAGGAAAACACAUACAGAGGCUACAAGGCUACUUUCACCACCGAAGCCAUACCCAACUGCAGUUGAUGGGGUUUCAUUCACCGGCUGGAAUGUCCUGAGAACUGAAGACCACAAGGAACAUUAAACGAAUAGUGUUUUGU
Molecule: messenger RNA, 1048 nt
Organism: Hyalella azteca
Lineage: Eukaryota; Metazoa; Arthropoda; Malacostraca; Amphipoda; Hyalellidae
Product: blastula protease 10-like
Exons: 9
Coding region: 12-974 (320 amino acids)
Biological process (GO): proteolysis
Molecular function (GO): metalloendopeptidase activity
Source: RefSeq, a predicted model, not a curated record